Messenger RNA from Glarea lozoyensis ATCC 20868, 759 nucleotides. Its product is annotated as P-loop containing nucleoside triphosphate hydrolase. Lineage: Eukaryota; Fungi; Ascomycota; Leotiomycetes; Helotiales; Helotiaceae. The transcript is spliced from 2 exons. The coding region runs from base 1 to 759 and encodes 252 amino acids. The record is from RefSeq and is a predicted model, not a curated record.
AUGGCGACAUUCAGCGAUGCUCAAACGGCGAAAUGGAAGGCUUACUUCGACCCUAAAAUGUUUCCUGGAGAUUUGGAUAUUGAUAGACGCAAGUGCAAAAGAACUGUCCCCAUGCAAGUCCUGAGUUUGGGAAUGUCACGAACAGGUACCGCAUCAAUGAAAGUGGCUCUCCAUAUACUAGGCCACAAUGAUGUCUUUCACAAUUUGAACACCUUUCAAAAUCUCCGGGAAUGGGACAUCUGGAUUGAACUAGCAGAAGCCAAACUCAAUGGUAAUGCCUCGACCAUAAACUGGAGAAAGGAAUUCGACGGUUUACUUGGUCAUUGUGAAGCUGUCACAGAUACUCCUCCAUCAUAUUUUGGAUCCGAACUCAUCACAGCCUAUCCCGAUGCCAAAGUUAUUCUUGUGCAACGAGAUUUCGAAGCAUGGGAACGAAGCUUUCUAUCGCUAGUUGAUGUUAUGUGGAAUCCGGUCUACAAUGUCCUUGCAUUUCUCGAUCCUCAAUGUCUUGGUCGGAUGACAAGAAUUUCAAACAUGAUCGCCAAAGCCAAACAUGUAACAAGUAGAGGGGAGAUGAAGGCGAAAUUGCGAGAAAGUUACUACGCGCACUAUGAUGCCAUACGAGCCGCAACACCCCCUAAAAGACUGCUCAAUUACGAGCUAGAAAGUGGAUGGGAGCCGUUGUGUGAAUUUCUCGGCAAGCCUAUUCCAAAUGAGCCCUUUCCACAUAUCAACGAGUCCGCUGCGCUUAAAGAUUAA